Molecule: messenger RNA, 2169 nt
Organism: Plasmodium relictum
Lineage: Eukaryota; Apicomplexa; Aconoidasida; Haemosporida; Plasmodiidae
Product: endonuclease/exonuclease/phosphatase family protein, putative
Exons: 3
Coding region: 1-2169 (722 amino acids)
Biological process (GO): phosphatidylinositol dephosphorylation
Molecular function (GO): phosphatase activity
Source: RefSeq, a predicted model, not a curated record
AUGUGUGAUGAUUUUCCUAAAAAUCUAAGCUUAACAAUUAAUAAUAAAAAUGAAUCAGUUUUUCCAAAAAAUAAAAAGAUAGAAGAGCCAAAAAUUCUUCUCAUUAACACAGUAAAUAACGAAUUAUGUUUAUCUAAAGAGGUUAAUAAUUCUAAACCUUGUAAUGUAAUUCGAAACACUGAAAGUCCAUUAGUUCAUAGAUAUAGAAGCAGAAGUGAAGCAUCAGGAAAUGCAAAUUCUAAUAAAAAUAAUUUUCAAAAUGAUAAAUCAAGAAAAAUAAGGUUAAGCAGUAGUAAUAAUAGGAUAUGUAACGAAUCAAAAGAAGAGCUUUCCUCUAAUUUAAAAAAAAAAAAUGUUGGCAUCAGUAUUUUAAAUAGUAAUAAUAAAAAUGUACUUAAAUUUGAAAAAAAAAAUGUAAUAGGCUAUAACUAUUUCAAUAGCAGACGAAAGGAUUUUGAUACAAAUGAUUCUAAUAUUAUCAAAACUUUACCAUUAAGCAUAUAUGUCGGUACAUGGAAUUGUGAGUAUUUUGAUUUCUCAAAAGAUAGCCAUUAUGAAAAAAAACGAAAUACUACAAAUUAUUUAAAAAAAAAUGUGCACGAUAGUAUGUAUUCAACAAAAAUAAAUGAGAGGUAUUCUAUGAGAGCGGUAACACCUUUGAUAUGUUUUGAUUCUACGAACAAAUUAGAUAGCUUGCAUUAUAGUAAAAAUAAACAUCGAAACAUAUCAAAUACUUGUGCAACUGGAAAAUAUAGCCAGAAUAUUACAACAGAAAACAAAGAGAGUAAAAGUAUACCAUGUAAUGGUAAUUUUGAUUUAAUAAAUUCUUGCAAUGUAAAACAUUUUGAAUAUAAACCUGCAAUUUAUCACAAUAUGGACAUAACGAUUAUUAAUACAAAUGGAAAAAAAGAGAAUAUCAGCAACGACGACAAGCGUAGAGAAUUGAAUUCUAUUAAAAAAAGUGGCAUUGAAAUUAAUAAAAAAAAAAACAAUUAUGAUACAUUAAGAGUUCCUGGCGACGAUAAAAUUGGGGCAUUUUGGUUAAACGAAAACACAUUUAAAAAUAAAGAUGAAAUGAUUGAUUUAAAAAAUUUUAAAAUAGAAAAAAAUGAACAAAAAUUAGAAAAAAAUUACGAUUUUUUACAGAUUAAAAAAAAUUAUUGUCCAACUUCAAAAUCAAAUGAAGGAUUUCUAUUUUCUCACUGGAUACAACCAUAUUAUGAUAUAUAUGUAAUAUGUUUACAAGAAUCUAUAUCUGAUAAUAUUAUAGAAUAUUUGUCUAUGUAUUUAAAAGAAGUAAAUCAAGAAACGUAUGUGUUUUUGCCGUUAGCUGAUUAUAAAUUAUCAGGAUAUGGAGAUGGAGCAUUUCUACAAAUGAAAUCAACAACUAUUGCUGCUUGGGUAAGAAAAACUAAACUAUAUCCAAAUGGACCAGUUAAAUUAUGUGCAUCAAAAUCUAUAGCCUUUAAUAAAUUAAAUAAUAGUAAAGGCUGUGUAUCAAUAUUAUUAAAUAUUUUUAAUCAGUUUAUUUUAUUUAUUGGUUGUCAUAUGCCGGCUAAAGACCAAGAAUUAAGACAAAAAUCCAGGGAAUUUGUAUUAGCAAAAUUAAGUGAAUAUUUUAGUAAUAAAGCUACUUCUAAUUUUAAAGAUGUAUUUCAUCAUGUUAUUUGGAUGGGUGAUUUUAACUUUAGAGUUCAAGGUAUAAAUUUAGAAAAAGUAAUUUAUUAUAUAAAAACUAAUAAUUUAAAAGAAUUACUAAAACAUGAUGAAGGACAUUCUGCUUAUUCAUGUGAUUUAUCAAUAAGCUUUCAAGAAUUACCAAUCAACUUUUUACCUACUUAUAAAAAAAAAGAAGGUAGACCAAUAAUUAAUAAAAAUGAUAACAAAUGGGUUGAGAAAGAAUAUAAAUUAAUUCAUAACAUAAAAUGGUAUAAAGGAGGAAAGCAAGAACCAAGAAUACCAUCAUGGACAGAUAGAAUUUUUAAGUGGUCAUGUGAAAAAACAAAGAAUUGUUUAGCAUUUGUUCCAAAUUCGUAUAUAUCUCCAAUACCUGAAGAAAAAAGUAUAUUAAUGGCUAGUGAUCACAACCCUGUAUCAUGUUGUUUUCAAAUGUAUAAAAUGAAAAAUGAAGAAGAUAUACCUUUAACUAAAGUAAUAUUUAUGUAUUAA